Messenger RNA from Prunus armeniaca (apricot), 1269 nucleotides. Lineage: Eukaryota; Viridiplantae; Streptophyta; Magnoliopsida; Rosales; Rosaceae. The record is from the annotation of a GenBank genome assembly.
AUGGCAACAGAGAUCUUCAAAACUCAUGACCUCGUUUUUUCCGGUAGGCCAGUCUUGUAUGUUGCAAAGAAGCUUAGCUAUGGCUGUGUCAACCUAUCAUUUGCUCCCUAUGGUGAGUAUUGGAGGGAGAUGAGGAGGAUUGUGAUCUUGGAACUGCUUAGUGCAAAGAGGGUUCAAAUGUUUCAGUCUGUGAGGGAUGAAGAGGUGGGGCUUAUGCUUGACUCUAUAGCUCAUUCUAAGGGUCUCAUCAAUCUCACUCAACUGACACUUUUCUUAGCAAGCAAUGUCUUGUGCCGUUCGGCUUUUGGUAAAAAGUAUGAUGAUGGAGGAGGAAUUGGCAAGAGCAGAAUUCAUGGAUUGCUUGAAGAGGCAAGGGCCCUGUUGGGAGGAUUCUUCUUGUCAGAUUUUCUACCAUGGUUGAGUUGGUUAAACAAGUUCAAUGGUCUUGAGAAAAAGGUGGAGAAGUGUUUUAAAGGCUUGGACAAUUUCUAUGACAGAGUGAUUGAGGAACACCUUGAUCCUAGAAGGCCUAAACCAGAGCAUGAAGAUCUUGUCGAUGUUCUGCUUCGGGUUCAGAGGGAUCCCAGUCAAGCAGUACCCCUCAGUAAUGACCAAAUUAAGGGUGUUCUCACUGACAUGUUUAUUGCAGGCACUGAUACUUCCUCAGCCACACUGGUGUGGACAAUGGCUGAACUGAUUAGGAACCCCCUAGUGUUGAGGAAAGCACAAGAUGAGGUGAGAGGAGUUUUAAAGGGAAAAGCAAAAGUGGAAGAAAGUGAUCUUUCUGAACUCAUGUACCUAAAGCUGGUCUUGAAGGAAAGUUUUAGACUACAUCCAGCAGCGCCCUUACUGCUUCCAAGAGAAACCUUAAAGAGUUGCACGAUUGAAGGGUACAAAAUUCCCACCACAACAAUGGUGUUUAUCCAUGCAAAAAUGAUAGGAAAAGACCCAGAAUGUUGGGAGAAUCCAAAUGAGUUCUGGCCUGAAAGAUUCUUGGACAGCUCAAUUGACUACAAAGGAAACCAUUUUGAACUUUUACCAUUUGGGGCAGGAAGGAGGGGUUGUCCUGGUAUUAGCUUUAGUGUGAAGCUAAUUGAGCUUGCACUUGCUAAUCUCCUCUAUCGUUUCGACUGGGAACUCCCUCAUGGGGUGAGAAGAGAAGACUUGGACAUGGAAGAUGCUGCUGGGCUUGUAGUUAGCAAGAAAGUUCCUUUAUUUCUAGCUGCUAAACCAGCGCAUCCUUCCUUGACAAACUAUGUUGCACAAUAA